AUGAGACCAAGAAAUGGCUUCUCACUGACGAAGAUGGGAAACAUCCGCAUACCGUACACGAUUACAGGACCAUUUAAACCUGCUGAAGAAGACGCGAUAGCUGAAGCGAUGAAGCGAAUCGCAAAAAACACCUGUAUUCGAUUCACCGAACGGAACGAUGAAGAGGACUAUAUCGAUUUGGUGAACAAAGAAGGCGAAGGAUGCAUUACGAAUGUCGGACGUGUAAGCGGUAGAGGUCUUGUGCAACUCGAAUCGAGCAAAAAUGCAACAUGCAUGAUGACGCCUACUGUUAUGCACGAGUUGAUGCAUAGAUACGAUCGCGACGAAUACAUCGAUGUUAUCUUUGAAAAUAUCGCUAAAGAAUACCACGAUCAAUUUACGAAAGUGUCACCGUCCAAGGCUACCACUUACAAUGUACCGUAUACUUAUACGUCUGUGAUGCAUUAUGGACAGCGGGCCUUUGCGAAGCCAAACAAAAUCAGCAUGCGGACCAAAAAUCCGGAAUUUCAGGAUGUGAUCGGUAACGCCGAUGACGCCUCGCCUUUCGACUAUAUGAAGAUCUGCGAGAUCUACGGUUGCAAGCAAUGUAUGGGCAGGUCACAAUGA
Molecule: messenger RNA, 606 nt
Organism: Cooperia oncophora
Lineage: Eukaryota; Metazoa; Nematoda; Chromadorea; Rhabditida; Trichostrongylidae
Source: the annotation of a GenBank genome assembly